GUGAAUCUCCACAAUGACAGUGACCAGGUAGGCAACCGCCUGACAUUGACUUCCAGGGCAUUCCUUUCAAAACAACAAAGGUCAACUCCAUCUCUCAACCUCGACCUCAACCUCAACCUCAACCUCGACCUCUACUCAUACUUCCCAUCCACCUUUCACGACGAUACACGACGAUACCCAUUCAUCUCAGAUUACGAACUUACGACGACCAACGAUUGCGCUAAACGAUUAUCUGGCAAAGCGCAAGAACGUACCCUACAGAGCGGCGCGCGCGUGUGGUAUCAUCACAGCUCUAUGAAGGCCUUCUAGGCAGUCAACGUUGUAGUUGGUGACAACCUUUCGCGCAUUCAGGGCAAUCUUGCUCACCUUUCAAUAAUUCUCAACAUCCCAAAUCCGCCUAAUACUCAUCAUUCUAAUCAAAAAUCAUGAACGAUACAAUCAUGAACGAUACCAACAUAAACGACUCGCCUUCAGCUGCAUCAAAUGGCCAAACACCUACUCCCAACAGUGGUGGUGCGCCUCGAUAUACCCGCAAGCUCAAGGCUGCAGACCCUCUGAGACCUCGCAAGAAGAUCGUCAGAGCACCUAAUAUUCCCAAGGGCGCUGCUCCAAUUCGGGUGGUAAAACGACCAGCAGCGGCCCCCGCAAGAGGCUUGUAUCCCGUCAAUGGCGUCGCUCCUUCCACGAAUGGCGCUGCUCCGGCUCAAAAGACCCACGAUGGCUGGACUCACGCACCCAAAGGACGUGUCGUCGACUUUCCUCUCUAUACGACCAAAAGAGCAUUGCGCGAGGGUCUGAGAUAUCAUGUUAUCCGCUUCAGCAGCAAGACCGAUGUAAACCCUGCCAACCCAGAGGAAUUCAUCCGGCCCGUUACUUUACAUAGAAGAGACCCUAAGCAACCGCCUCCAGGCCAAGUCGGAAAGGAAGAGAUCGUAGAUGAACAACCGAUGGAUCCCAAGGAGAGAGAAAAGCAAGAGAUACUCAAGGCGGAGAAGGAGCGCAAGAGAGCUGAGGACCAGGCCCAGAUUGCGCCCUCGAGAAAUCACCCAGCACAAAAGAAAAAUCAGGCUUUUAAAGGAGAGAAGACAAGCCAGGUAUUUCGACUGGACAAAAACGAGGAAGAGAAGAAGGCAUCGGAUUUACGAUAUGAGGAAGCCCUGCCAUGGCAUUUGGAGGAUGCGGAAGGCAAGAAUACUUGGGUCGGAAAUUAUGAGGCUGCUUUGUCAGACACAAACGCAAUGCUCGUCAUCGAUGGGAGCAGAUUCUUGAUGGUCCCAAUGGAGAAGUGGUACAAGUUUACGGCCAAAAACAAAUUCAGAGCCUUCACGAUCGAAGAAGCCGAGGCGCAAUUGAGCAAAAAGACGAAGGAGGCGCGUUGGGUUAUGCAAGAAGGUGAAAAGAGGAUCAAGGCACCGCCAAUGUCCAACAUGUACACGGUCAAAGCCGAAAGUAGAACUGCGCGGAAUGCAAACAAGAGUGAGCUGGCGGAGAUGGAUGAUCUCGAUUUUGCCGAGGGUGAUUUGUUCCAAGACGAUGAUGAGCAAGCCACUGUUGAGCCCGACAAUGAUGAGGACACCAAGGAAGCUCAGUCUAAGAUCAAGCGUGAACAGCUCAAUGCCAAUAUCUUUGAUCAGGCAGAUGAAGCUCAGGUUGAGAAAUUGGAACAGAAGGAACGUGAUGAGGAUGAAGCAAGGAAAAGAGCUGGCAAAGAAGUCAAGAAGGCACUGACUAAGCGCGAGAAAAACUAUCUUUACGAUAGUGAUUCCGACCAUCCUUAUUCUGAUUCAGUAUGCAUAUUCGUCUGAUUAUUGAUCAUCAACUGACAAGUGACAGAGCGAGGACGAUACUUCUGAUGAAGAGAAGCAAAAGGAAAUCGAUAAGCGAAAGGAUGAAGAGGCAAAGAGCAAGCUAAAGGAGAAGGAGAAAGACAAGGCGACCGCCUCUAAGCUCCCUUCUGGUGCAUCUUCCAAAGGCACAAACACGCCCUCUGGUCGUCCCAAGCACACUGAUGCGUUGAAGGGAAAAUCCAAGAAUAACCUCAAGCGAUCAGGAUCACCAAAUCUUUCCGAGUCAUCUGGCAAUGAAUCUGCUCGAAAGAAACACAAGAAGAAGCAUUCUUCUCAACCUUCUGGCGCAAGUACACCCAUUUUUGGAUCUCGCCCCUCCCCUGCACCUGCAUCACAACCCCUCCCCGGUCGAAAAUCUUCUAUCAUUAAACUUAAUGUUAACCCAUCCAAGGUCUCCGAGAUUCAAUCUUCCACGUCGAAACCCGGUAGCCCAAUGAGUGACGGCGAAGCUACUGGCGGAGAAGACGGCAGCAAGAAACGCAAGAUCAAGCUUCGUCUAGGUAGCACCCCAUCCGGUUCUCGUGCCGGUAGCCCAGAAGCCCGCCCAACUGGCACAAGCAGCCAUGCUGGCAGUCCUAUGGCAGCGUUGGCAGGUAAGUCAUCCCUCGACAUUUCGCUGGUGAUAUUGCGUUUUCUUUUUUUUUCUUUUGCUAAUACUUAUUUCGCAGGAUCUCCAGCCGGCGCUAUUCAAAGUCACGAAAUUAUUGCGGCUCUUCCUCCACAAGGUAUCUCCAUUGUGGAAUUAAUGAAGCUUUUCAAAACCCGUGUUGGUGAUAAAGAAGGCCAGACUAACAAGAAGGCAUUCAUUGCGUUGGUCAAGGAAAACUGCAGUUAUGGAGACAACAAGCUUCUCCGACCCAAAGUA
Messenger RNA from Hymenoscyphus albidus, 2712 nucleotides. NCBI's taxonomy places the organism in Eukaryota, Fungi, Ascomycota, Leotiomycetes, Helotiales, Helotiaceae. The record is from the annotation of a GenBank genome assembly.